This is a messenger RNA of Tetranychus urticae (two-spotted spider mite), 1333 nucleotides long. RefSeq names its product ubiquitin-conjugating enzyme E2 N. NCBI's taxonomy places the organism in Eukaryota, Metazoa, Arthropoda, Arachnida, Trombidiformes, Tetranychidae. The record is from RefSeq and is a predicted model, not a curated record.
UUGUUAUUGCUGCAAAUCAUUUUACUUUCUGUGUUUUUAUUGAUAAAUUGGUCUGUAACAAGUUUUUUCUUUCUUAACUGUCUCUGUUUUACAGUAAAUUAAGUUAGAGGACUAAAGGUUAAAUAGUGUAAUUAAAUCUCAAUAUGUCAGCAUUACCAAGAAGAAUAAUCAAGGAAACCCAAAGACUGAUGGCUGAACCUGUACCUGGAAUUAGUGCAGUUCCUGAUGAACAUAAUGCUAGAUAUUUUCAUGUUGUAGUUGCUGGACCAGAAGGGUCACCUUUUGAUGGUGGUGUAUUUAAAUUAGAGCUUUUCCUACCUGAGGAAUAUCCUAUGUCUGCUCCCAAAGUUAGAUUUAUGACUAAAAUAUAUCACCCUAAUAUCGAUAAAUUGGGAAGAAUUUGUUUGGAUAUACUUAAAGAUAAAUGGAGUCCUGCUCUUCAGAUUCGCACCGUUUUAUUAUCAAUUCAAGCUCUUCUCUCUGCUCCAAAUCCAGAUGAUCCAUUGGCAAAUGAUGUUGCCGAGCAAUGGAAAGUUAAUGAAACCGAAGCUAUUAAAACAGCUCGGGACUGGACUCGGCUUUAUGCAAUGCAGUAAAAUUAAACUUCAGCUUAAUGAGAUUGAAGGCUAAGUUAGAGAUCAACUAAGAAAAUAGACCAUUUGAUAAAAGAUGAAUAUUUGAGGAUAUUGCGGAUGAUUGGACUUAAGAUCUUGUUCGCUUCCAGCUCUGACACUUUUCUUGAAUUCUUGCUUUACAACUAACCAAACCAUUUCUACGAUCGCACGCUCUUUGUUUUCCAUUUUCUUCUCAUUUCGACCUUACCCUUACCUCCUCCUUUCCCAUUCUCUCUCACCAUUUUCAAUAGGUUACUUUUGAGAUGAAAAUUAAAGCAAGUUAAUUAAUUUAAAACUUACGCCUAUUUAACCAAAAAACUGUCACUCAGACCUUCCUCAUCCCACUAUUAAUUUUAGUCUACGUGAUGAAGUGACCAGUCUUUCACUUCAUUUUAAAGAGAUGCAAACCUCAAGUAUCUAGCUGAAUCUCUUGAGCCAAAUCUCAACAAGUCAACUCAAUCUCAUCCAUAUAAAAAUGGACAUUGAAUCAUAAAAUCUGGGAAAAAUCACUUCCACCAUCAGUAGAUCUAAUCAUUUUAAAUUAUCAUUGGAUUUUAUCAUGCUUUGCAAAAUUAUUUAAUUUAGUCAACAUUUCUAUUUUCAGUUCACUCGUGAUUUCUGACUAAUUUAUUUGUAUUGCAUCUUUAUAAUCAAAGUCUGGAUGACAUCAAAUAUCAGCCAGGCAUCGUUAAUCCUUUUUAUCAUAAUUUCAACCUUGA